Messenger RNA from Cantharellus anzutake, 4739 nucleotides. RefSeq lists its product as uncharacterized. The coding region runs from base 221 to 4393 and encodes 1390 amino acids. Gene Ontology annotation, molecular function: protein binding. Lineage: Eukaryota; Fungi; Basidiomycota; Agaricomycetes; Cantharellales; Hydnaceae. The record is from RefSeq and is a predicted model, not a curated record. The transcript is spliced from 11 exons.
CUUCACACGAUUGACUCCGGCUCUGGCUCCUAGGCCUUCAUCGACAGACUCCUUGACUUAUUGCUCUCAACGUUAGCGGCUCCCGAGAAUUUCUUAGCGCGUCUGUAUCCUUCAAGCCGAGGGACCUGACGCCUACCACGACGAAGCAGCGAUCUGUAGAAGCAGCCCAUUCACAUCGGUUGCUUCGUCAGGAUCGCCUAGUCGUCUAGCCCCCCUUUGCAUGAACCCACUCCAUGCUGCAUUUGCCUCCGAUAGCCAGAAGGCGUUCCAGCAGUUGCUGGAUCGCACCUCCGUGUCCUCCCCAAAGAUAGUUGGGGCCGGAACGGCGGUCGGGAGUGCACCUGGAUCAUGGACUUUAGGCUCUGUCUUAUCGGCCCCACCUGUGGACGUGAAUGCGAAGGAACAUUUGGGGAAAACUGUUCUGCAUCGAGCUUGCUCGAGCCUAGAACCCAGUUCGAUUUCUUAUGUGCGAAUGCUUCUGAGUCACAAUGCCGUCAAUGUCAACAUCCAGGAUACGGAAAACGGUUGGACAGCACUUCAUCGUUCACUGUAUGUUGGAAACAUUGCAGCUGCGAUACUACUUCUCCAACACUCAGAAAUUGACACCUCGAUCAAGGACUAUGAUGGGUACACUGCUUUUGAGUUGUACAACUCUACCGUUGGAAACACAUGUCCAGUUAGUGGCAAGGCACCCUCCGAGUUGUUCACCUGGGGUUCAAAUCGAAAUGCCUCAUUGGGGCUGGGCGAUUCAAAUGAUCGCUCAUAUCCCGAAUUGGUAUCCAUCCCAAAUCAAUGCGGCAACGAAGUGCCAAAACUCGCAGGGAGCGCACGUUUCUAUCCUGUCCCUCUCAUAGGGCUGGAUAUGUCCAAAUUUCACACGGUUGUAGUCAGAAAACAGGAACGUGCGAACAUUCUUCUUUGUGGUUUUGGGGGGGGUGGCAGGCUUGGACCCAGGAUCACUUCGGCUCAGCACAGCUUCGGAUCACUUCUCAACAUCUCAAAUGUUGUAUCUGUUGCUUGUGGACCGGAUCAUACCUUGGCCCUAACGAAACAGGGUGACGUCCUUUCUUGGGGCCUCAACCGUUUCAGUCAGCUUGGUUAUGUGGUAGAGAUUGCAACACCAUCUAGAAGGCGGUACCUGGAUGAGCAAUGGCAAAUUAUUCCUAGGAGGAUUGUUGGGGCUUUGAAGGGGAAGGCAGUUAGAGGUGUUGCUGCCUGUCGGAUGGCCAGUGUCGCUUGGACCAGGGAAAUCGUGUACACCUGGGGUACAAAUGGAGGUCAAUUAGGAUACGGUGGACAGGUUCAGGUAUCACCACGCGCGGUAUCUUCGCUGGGGGACCCUGUCAUCAGUGUCACGAUUACCGACGUUGCAAUGGCAUGUCUCACCGAGAAUCAUGACGUUAUCUGUUAUUCAAAUCACACGCAUUUCAGGGUUGGAUUCCCUGUGAACACGUUGCCCCCGGACCUCGUUUCGACGUAUCGUCCACCUCAUUCCGUCGGCCGCCCAGCCAUCAAGAAAAUAGCCUCACACGAUCAUACCUUCGCUGCACUUUCAGACCGAGGUGAUGUGUACACUUUUACUAUAGCUUCGACAAAUCAGGCAAUCGUCGAUGGUCAGAACCAUAUGCUGGCAGGAAAAGAGAAGUGCCUCGCUAUGAAGCCUCAAAAAGUAUGGGCUAUGUGCAGGCAGAUGAGCGCAGCUACGGAUGUGUCGUUAGGCCCGGACGGCGCACUUAUCCUCUGCACGGUAUCUGGCCACGUUUACGUUCGAACACGAUCCUCGAAACCCCCCGAACGACACACUGCUUCCAUACUCGGUACAACCGAUGUCCAGGCAAAUAAGUUAUUCAGAUUCCAGCGUGUCCUCUUCUUGCAGCGCAUCGUCCGAGUCUACACGAACAGCAUUGGAUCCUUCGCAGCUUUACGCCAGGAGGUCAAACUAGGCCCCAUCGCACUGUCAGGAACCAGGUUGAAAGAUGACAUGAACGGAAUAAGGCCCUUUGCCUUUAGUUCACACUCUACCCACCACGCCCCUGGCGCUGCCGAAAUUUCUACGGUGGUAGAGAACAUCACAGAUGCUGACUUAGACGAUGAGGACGGCGAUACAACUGAUUCAUUGCCCGUCGAGCAGAGCGUGAAAGCGCUUUCGCAACUUGCUGGUGCAAUAGGAGCUAGCAGGUGUGCUGACCACAAUGUAACGCUCUCAAGUCCAAAUGGUGCGGAUACCAUCGUACAUUGUGAUGUAGAUAUCCCUGUUCACGGGGUCAUUCUGGCAUCGAGAUGUCCUGCCUUCAGGGACGUUCUACAGGGACACUUCUUGGAGGACAUGGCCAACCGAAUUUGCAUCAAUGCCGAUGCUUCAGCUCGCCGCCUGAACUUUGUCGGAGUUCACACGUUGACCGUUUUGAUUCUUCUCCAUUACCUCUACACUGACGAAUUACCUAAAUUUUGGAAUCCUCUUGUCGUUAAGGCGACCACAUCCUUACUCACGGCUUUGCACAUCGACCCAUGGACGAUCAAGUCACAAUUACAAACCAUUUCUCGACUUCUCGACUUGGCUCCUCUCAUGAAAUCGCUUCAAGGAACUUUCCCCAAAUCGACGUUAGCCUCGGAUAUGGCCUAUUUAUUUGCUGAAGCUCAGAAUAUGUUAUCGUUGCCACCUGACAUAGUAUCCUCACAUCUACCGACGCACGAUGUCGUUAUUGAAUUGGCUGACAGGCGGGUUGCAUGCCACUCGGUCAUACUCAGGGCUCGAUCCCCCGUCUUUGCUGCCUUCUUUGACGAUGAUGAUUGGACACGUGAACGUUGGAAAGACGGCAUUAUCGAACUCAACUUUAAACAUAAAGAAUGGAAAGUUAUGUCACUUGUAUUCAGAUUCAUGUAUGAAGAUGUAGAAACGAGUUUAUUUGACACCAUAGACUUUGCAGAUACCCUUGACACCUUCCUUGAUUUUGUACUUUCCGUCAUGGAGUCGGCUGAUGAGCUUUUCCUCGACCGUCUUGUACUUAUAUGCUCCUCAGUAAUCCUCCGACAUGUUUCUAUUAGCAACGUCACGUCACUUCUGAUGGAAGCGCAUCAUUUCCGCGUCCAGCAACUCAUCCGGGAGCUUGAAACUUUUAUUGCCGUUAACGCUGAGUGCAUGCUGGAGUGCAGGCUCCUGGAUGGUCUCCCCUCAGAAGUGGUUGCCAGUUUGGCAGCCACCGUCAGGCAACAGCAAGCGAAGGAAUUCCCUGUUUCGAGAUCUAAUCAAAAAGUCCAGGCGGCCAUGGAACGCAAUGCCGAUUGGCUCCAUGAACUCGACGUACCUCAACCGAUCAUGCGGUCAUGGAAGGCUAUACUAGCUAUGCGGCCAUUUGUGCGCAAGUCUCCAACAAAUGUCACAACAGGCGGACGAGCCAGGCGUCCUUCGCCUUCUGCCGUCUUGCCCACUUAUAGCGUGUCCGAAAUAACCCGCGAAAGCUUAUUUGUUAUGGAUGAAGAACUUACUCCUCAGGUCAUGGAACCGAAGGGAGAGGAAGUCGCCAUUGUCCCACCUUUCGAGGAGCCUUCUUCCAAAGGAGUGUGGAGGUCAAAAAAUGCCCCUGUACCCAAGAUGGAUCUGCGAGCGAUCAUGGCUGAGGCUGAAAAGGAGCAAGCUGCACCUGGCCGUACUACUAAAGGAAAGACCCGUAGUAUUGGGUUUGAGCCUUCCCCGCCACAACCUUUCAUAUCCCCUACAAGUCCCCCACGAGAUAUGAAGAAGCCCUGGGGAAGUUCUACAGACCGUAGGACGAAAACCGGCAUGGUCGAAACCCCAUCUGAUUUCCCUCUUCUUUCCUCUGCCAUCUCGAGUCCGGCACCAGCAGCACCACAGACUGGCGCGCCUCCACGUCAAGUUGGAUUUGAUGUGAUUCCAGCCUCUCGUCCUUCACCACCGUCGCCUUCGGGCUCCAAGCUGGGCCCUAUAAUCACGCCCACUAGGUUGCCGCCGGGCAUGAAGCGAGAUGCGCCCGGAAAACGGCGCGUACCCAAUUACGAUGCGUGGAGCGCACCCCCACCGGAACCCCCCUUUCCCCCGCCUGAAGCCUUGACUGACGUCUCGCUUGUGAAUAUUCAAGAACAACAAACAAUACAAAGGGCCUAUGAACAGAGGCCUAAGCUUAGUUUUCUAGACAUUCAACGAGAGGAGGAAGAGUUACAAACCGAAGUCAACUUCCUCAAGUGGUGGACUGCUGAGGAGGAACGCAUUCGUCUGGAAGCCGACCGAAGCUCCGGGUUGGCGUGCUCGCCGAAGUCGAAGGGCAAAAGAUCCGGUGGGAGGAAGUCCAAGGCGAGGAAAGCUGACAAAUAUGAGCAGAGUUCAAGCCCAUCUAGUGCAAAGACUCCUUUCCAGGUCAUACUUUGCGAGCAAUAAGAAUAUUUCUCGAUUCGAGAUUUCUUGUAUGCAUUUUGCAUUUUCUACGUUGUACUCGAGUUGGUCUUGUACCCUCAUUAGUAGCCAUUACGGUCUUCAUUGAAACUUCGAUCCCGGCCGCGGCAAGAACCGUGUCGAUCAAUUGAAAUCCAUGGUAUAGAACCUAUUGAAGCCUAUGAUUUAACUUGACCCUCCCAUAACGCCUGGUGGGAUUUUGGAUGCCUGCGGGACUCAGAAGGGUGUCCCCUUCAGAUCGGGUGGAACUUCAGCCAUGCAUCGGUCUCAUCGGAAUGGGAGAGAUGGGGAGCAUGUACGCGAAACAAUUAUGUUCUGCAGGCUGGAAGAG